UUUUCAGGGCUUGAAAAUCGUCUUAAAAAACAUUUAUAUGGUCAGCACUUAGUGGCUCAAAUUGUGCCACAGUCUCUGAAAGCUCAUGUUGCAAAAGCAAAACCUAACAAGGCUUUGGUGAUGUCUUUUCACGGUUGGACUGGCAGUGGUAAAAACCAUGUGAGCAAGAUGAUUAUUGAGAGCCUUUACUUGAAAGGAUUUAAAAGUAAUUUUGUACAUUGGUAUAUAGCUAGUUACGACUUUCCUCAUGCAGCGGAAAUAAAAGCAUACCGUGAGAGACUGCAGAUGGAAAUAAUAAAAUUCACGAAAGAGUGUGGACAGUCAUUAUUUAUUUUUGAUGAAAUGGAUAAAAUGGUGCCUGGGGUUAUAGAUGUUUUGAAGCCAUUUAUUAAUUUUUAUGAAGAUGUUGGAGGAAUUGACUUUCGGAAAAAUAUCUUCAUUUUCUUAAGUAAUGCAGGUGGUAGUGAAAUUACAAGAACUGCAUUUAAUUUUUGGCUUGAUGGUAAAGACAGGGAAGAUAUCACCCUGAGGGAUAUUGAACCAUUAAUUAACAAAGGAGCAUUUAAUGAAAAUGGGGGAUUGCAGCAUAGUGAAAUCGUUGAAAAAAACCUUAUUGAUGUAUAUGUUCCCUUUCUACCUCUAGAAAAGAAACACGUGAAGCAGUGUAUUGUUGAAGAACUUAAAAUGCGACAACUGACCGUCAAUGAAAGUAUUGUGAAUCAGAUUGCAGAUCAGAUUGUUUAUCAACCACAAGAAUUUGAAUUGUUUGCUAUUUCUGGUUGUAAAAAGAUUUCGCAUAAAGUUGAUCUAUAUGGAAUUUAAAUAUGUUUUAUAUAAUCAUUGUAUAGUUAUUUUUCUAAAAUAUGUACAGAUGUAAAGAUAAAUAUUUUUAAGUUAGUUAAUAAAUAAUUGGUAAAAUUA
Molecule: messenger RNA, 921 nt
Organism: Stegodyphus dumicola
Lineage: Eukaryota; Metazoa; Arthropoda; Arachnida; Araneae; Eresidae
Product: torsin-1A-like
Biological process (GO): cellular response to misfolded protein
Molecular function (GO): ATP hydrolysis activity; ATP binding
Source: RefSeq, a predicted model, not a curated record